AUGGGUGAGGCUGGCCAUCGGUUGGAGUCGAUUCUCCAUCAUUUGACUCUUCCUGAGACGAUCUCACUACUCUCCGGGAAAGAUACAUGGCAUACAGCGUCCAUCCCUCACCGAGGCAUCCCGUCUAUCCGUGUUUCAGACGGCCCAAGCGGAGUGCGAGGGCGCCGCACCUUUCAAGCUUCACCGACAACAUGUUUUCCUUGUCCAAUUGCACUAGCUUCAACAUGGGACGUCAAUCUAGUGAAAGAGAUUGGGACCCAAAUGGCAGGGCAAGCGAAAGCACAAGGUGUCCACGUGAUACUGACUCCUACAAUCAACAUUCAGCGGUCUCCUCUUGGAGGAAGGAAUUUCGAGUCCUUUUCAGAGGACCCGGUGCUCAGUGGCUCUCUAGCCUGCAGCCUUGUCAGUAGCAUUCAACAUGAAGGUAUUGCAACAACAGUGAAGCACUUCGUAUGCAAUGACCAAGAAAGCCAGCGCACAAAAAUCGAUGUUAUCGUCGAGGAAAGAGCCUUAAGAGAGAUCUAUCUCAAGCCAUUCCAAAUAGUGGUAAGGAAUGCUCGGCCUUGGGCUAUCAUGGCGUCAUAUAAUCGCGUGAAUGGCCUCCACGUUAGUGAAAACCCUCAUCUUCUUGAGAAGGUUCUUAGGAGAGAAUGGGGGUGGGAUGGGGCUAUCGUAUCUGAUUGGUUCGCAACCUAUUCAACUAGCGAGGCUCUGAACGCCGGUCUCGACCUUGAAAUGCCAGGUAAGGCGGAAUGGAGAGGUAAACUGGUUAUGAGAUCGCUGCAUGCUGGCAAACUUGAAGCCCCGGUCCUCCAACAAAGAGCACGAAAUGUUCUUAACCUCGUCGACAAAACGCGUGCCUCCGGCGUCCCUGAGGACGCUGAAGAGUGGGAGAACAACACCCCUGAAGUGAGAGAAGCAAACAGAAAGGCUGCGACUGAAUCAGUUGUGUUGCUGAAAAAUGCUGCAAAGCUCCUUCCAAUCAGGGCACCUGGCCGCGUCGUGAUAAUUGGGCCCAACGCCAAGGAAGAUCUGUAUUGUGGAGGUGGAAGCUCAACGGUAUUCCCCUACUACUACAUCUCUGCAUAUGACGGCAUUAAAAGGGCUCUGGAACAGCAGAGUCCAUCUAGUGAGCUAGCAUUUGCUCAAGGUUGUUACAAGCACGCACUGCUUCCGCUUCUGUGCACAGAGUCUGCAGAUGGACAGAAGGGACUGGAUUUGCAGUUCUUUGAUCGUGACUUCACACAAACAUCAGAUGCUCAAAAAAUUGCAGGAACUCGUUCGCUCACCUGGAGGCUUGUUUUUCUGGACAGUUUGCCGAAGGCGGCUCUUCCUUCAGUAUAUGGUCACUUUAGCGGAGUGUACAUAGCGCCAAGCGAUGGCGACUUCGAAUUUGGCGUUGUUACCACGGGAAAAGCAAAGCUCUACAUUGAUGGAGUCCUCCUUGUAGACAAUUGGACCAAACAGGAAAGAGGAGAUCACUUCUUUGGACUUGGCACCAAAGAAGUUCGCGGGACGAUUAAGUUGACGGCGGGGUGCCAGUACAAGGUCGUCACUGAGUAUUCCAAUAUGAGCAGCCUUUCCGACAGAACUGCGGCUGAUCUAGCUGGUGGCAUCUUGCGAUUAGGGGUGUCCCAAGUUAUCAGCCCCGAGGCACUCCUCAAUGACGCACUUGAAGCUGCAGCUUUAGCUGAUACGGUAAUAUGCUGCAUUGGAACAGAUCAGGAACAUGAAAGUGAAGGCUGGGAUCGGAAGGACAUGAAAUUACCUGGAUCACAAGAUCAACUUGUCAAGGCGGUGUUGGAGGCGAACCCGCGGACCGUAAUUGUGAACAUCUCCGGCAGUCCAGUGGAGAUGCCCUGGAUUGAUGAGGCUUCUACAGUGGUUCAAGGAUGGUUUAUGGGGAGUGAACUGGGCAAUGCCUUGGGAGAUGUUCUCUUUGGCAGAGUCUCUCCCAGUGGCAAGCUCUCCGUAACUUUCCCGCGACGGUUAGAGCAAAACCCAUCGUAUGGCAACUUCCCGGGUGAAAACGGCCGGGUGAGGUAUGCUGAAGGCAUAAUGGUUGGUUACAGACACUACUCCACCCGACAUAUACCCACUCUAUUUCCUUUCGGCCACGGUCUAUCAUUCACGGAAUUUAAAUACAGCGAGCUUUUGUUCGAAGGUGACAACAUGCUGCACCCCAAUGGAGUCGUGUCGGUGUCUCUCACACUUACGAAUAUUGGAAACUUUACCAGCCAUGAGAUUGUUCAACUAUAUGUGUCUGCCCUCACUUGCUCGACGUUUCGCCCGCUUCUGGAAUUGCAAGGCUUUCAAAAAGUUCGGGACGUGCAACCUGGAGAAAGCCGCAAAGUGACAUUCAAUAUCGACAAGUACGCGGUGUCAUGUUAUGAUGAGAGGCAAGACAAUUGGAUGGCAGAAGCUGGCAAAUAUCGCGUGUCUGUUGGGGCUUCCGUCGGGGACCUGAGGCUGGCUACUUUCAUCCAGGUGCCGGCAACUUUCCACUGGUCAGGAUUAUAA
Messenger RNA from Cladophialophora psammophila CBS 110553, 2520 nucleotides. RefSeq lists its product as uncharacterized. The transcript has 10 exons. Gene Ontology annotation, molecular function: beta-glucosidase activity. Gene Ontology annotation, biological process: glucan catabolic process. NCBI's taxonomy places the organism in Eukaryota, Fungi, Ascomycota, Eurotiomycetes, Chaetothyriales, Herpotrichiellaceae. The coding region runs from base 1 to 2520 and encodes 839 amino acids. The record is from RefSeq and is a predicted model, not a curated record.